This is a messenger RNA of Cetraspora pellucida, 564 nucleotides long. The record is from the annotation of a GenBank genome assembly. NCBI's taxonomy places the organism in Eukaryota, Fungi, Glomeromycota, Glomeromycetes, Diversisporales, Gigasporaceae.
AUGAAGGAUAUCUACAAGGAUGAAGAACUUGUCGUACCUGAAGGGGUUACGGUAACAAUCAAAUCACGUUUUGUCAAAGUAGCGGGACCGCGUGGUUGCUUGACCAAAGAUCUUCGCCAUAUCAAUUUGGAGAUGCAGCAAAAGGGAAAUAAAGUCAAACUUAUCGUAUGGUAUGGUUCUCGUAAGCAUGUUGCUUGCUUACGUACCGUCAAGUCUCAUAUCGAAAAUAUGAUUACCGGAGUUACCAAGGGAUUCGAAUACAAGAUGAGAUAUGUUUAUGCACAUUUUCCAAUUAAUGUUCAUAUAUCGGAUGAUGGAUCUGAAGUUGAAAUCCGUAACUUUUUAGGAGAAAAAGUAAUUAGAAAAGUUAAAAUGUUAGAAGGUGUUGAAGUUAAAAUUUCUCCUAACAUGAAAGAUGAAAUUAUCUUAACUGGCAAUGAUUUGGAAAAUGUUUCUCAAUCAGCUGCAAAUAUUCAACAAUCUACCACUGUAAAAAAUAAGGAUAUUCGAAAGUUUUUGGAUGGUGUUUACGUUAGCGAACGUAGUACAGUGGUUAAGGAAUAA